UACAUUGGCCAAAUGGCCAAAUUCCUCUAUAUGCACACGCCUUUUACGGUGUCUCAGUGGGAGAGAAAUCAAUCUGCAAAUCUGCAAGAAUAGAAUCCGAACGGAAGAGAAAGAACACUUCGAUCUCUUCUACAGAUCGAAGCCACGUUCGCCAUAGCCACAACCUUAAGCACAGUAAUAAGAAAAGGACCAAAAUGUCCUCAUCUUCAUCUGAAAAAGUUAGGGCUUCCCAUAUACUCAUAAAGCAUCAGGGCUCCCGCCGUAAGGCCUCCUGGAAGGAUCCUGAAGGCCGUGUUAUCAGCGCCACCACCCGUGACGAUGCAGUUUCGCAGCUCAAGGACCUACGCGUUGACAUCGUCUCCAGCAAAGCCUCGUUCUCAGAUGUCGCUUCCCGUUACUCCGAUUGCAGCUCCGCCAAGCGUGGCGGGGAUCUGGGUUCAUUUGGCAGGGGUCAGAUGCAGAAGCCUUUUGAAGAAGCAACAUAUGCACUGAAGGUUGGGGAGAUAAGUGACAUUGUGGACACUGAUAGUGGAGUUCACAUCAUCAUGAGAACUGGUUGAUUUAUGGCAUAGUAAAAAUUGUGACUUCCACAAGGAUUAAUUUGACACAGUGAUGAAAACAUAAUUGCAAUAUUGAUGGUUGAUCCAUGUUUAAUCUGGAAUUCAUGUGGGGUUUGAUAUGCUAUCUGAUUUCCAUAUCAUCUUCGUGGCUUGAGCGUGCUUAUCUGGUUUGUUUGGCUUGAUAUUAUGCAAAAAUUGGCAAUGAAUAAACAUUCAGCUUUGUAAUGGCAAAUGAAGUGAUGACUAUGUCAAGUUAGAUAUUUAAUUUAUUUUGAACUUGAUGCUUUA
Olea europaea var. sylvestris is the source of this 848-nucleotide messenger RNA. Its product is annotated as peptidyl-prolyl cis-trans isomerase Pin1-like. Gene Ontology annotation, cellular component: cytosol; nucleus. Bases 195 to 560 code for a protein of 121 amino acids. The record is from RefSeq and is a predicted model, not a curated record. The transcript is spliced from 2 exons. Gene Ontology annotation, molecular function: peptidyl-prolyl cis-trans isomerase activity. NCBI's taxonomy places the organism in Eukaryota, Viridiplantae, Streptophyta, Magnoliopsida, Lamiales, Oleaceae.